UGUGGGGCCAAGCGAAUUCAUCAUGCUUCCAAUGACACGAAUCGCAAUGCUGAUGAUGGUCGCUAUAGUCAGCUCAAUAUGCGCUGCAACCACGCAGGAGCCAACAACAAACGCUGCCGCAAAGUCGACCGAAGCUCAUGGAGCCGAACAGGAUGAGCAACACGAACGUUGGGUUAUGGUGAGUCACCAGGAGCUGAAAGAACUGUUAGGGAAUUUGAGUUCACUGGUGAACGCAACGCACUUGGAUCUGUUUGAAAAUGGCACCUUAGCAGUUGUACCAACAGAACACAACGAAGCUAUGACCGAAGGGGGGUCGGAAAACUAGACAAUGAAUUUAAAUGUUCCAGAACAAAUGAACACCCUGUAAACUAGUAAAUACAUGAAUCCUCACUUUGCU
Molecule: messenger RNA, 397 nt
Organism: Dicrocoelium dendriticum
Lineage: Eukaryota; Metazoa; Platyhelminthes; Trematoda; Plagiorchiida; Dicrocoeliidae
Source: the annotation of a GenBank genome assembly